Callorhinchus milii (elephant shark) is the source of this 2634-nucleotide messenger RNA. It is a transcript of the gene sgsm1a, whose product is annotated as small G protein signaling modulator 1a. The annotation marks the transcript as partial. The transcript is spliced from 19 exons. Lineage: Eukaryota; Metazoa; Chordata; Chondrichthyes; Chimaeriformes; Callorhinchidae. The record is from RefSeq and is a predicted model, not a curated record. Gene Ontology annotation, molecular function: GTPase activator activity.
AUGACAGGUGAAGUGGCUGGGACUCUGAAAUGCAAACUGGGAAUCACUGAGGAACAGAUCAAGAGUGUGAAGCAGAUCAUGGAGGAGGCCGUGACCAGGAAGUUUGUACACGAAGACAGCAGUCACAUCAUCUCUUUCUGUGCUGCGGUGGAGGCCUGCGUGCUGUACGGGCUGCGGCGCAGAGCAGCCGGCUUCCUGCGCAGCAACAAGAUCGCGGCCUUGUUCAUGAAGGUGUCCAAGAGCUUCCCCCCGGCAGAGGAGCUGUGCAGGAGGGUACAGGAGCUGGAGCAGCUGCUCGACAGCAGGAAGCACCAGGGUUCGGGACUCCCGGACCCCCUCCGCAGGCCACAGAAAGCCCCCAGCCUGUCACCCCAGGCCCUCAAACACCUGUGGAUUCGCACCGCGCUCUUCGAGAAACUUCUGGAUAAAAUCGUGCAGCACCUGGUGGAGAACAGCAGUAAAUACUAUGAGAAGGAGGCGCUGCUGAUGGACGCUGUGGACGGAGCCAUCCUGGGCUCCCUGUUGGUCGGGCCGUGUGCCCUGGAGUACACCAAGAUGAAGACGGCCGAUCACUUCUGGACGGACCCCUCGGCUGACGAACUGGUUCAGCGACAUCGCAUCCAUAGCACCCACUGCCGUCAGGAUUCGCCCACCAAGCGGCCCGCCCUGUGCAUCCAGAAGCGACACUCGAGCGGCAGUAUGGAGGACAGGUCCUCGCUCUCCGCUCGUGACUACGUGGAGUCUUUCCACCAGAACUCCCGGGCCACGCUGCUGUACGGCAAGAACAACGUCCUGGUGCAACCGAAGGAUGACAUGGAGCCCAUCCCAGGGUAUCUCUCUCUCCACCAGACUGCAGACACCAUGACCUUGAAGUGGACGCCCAACCAGCUGAUGAACGGCUCAGUGGGGGACCUGGAUUUCGAGAAAAGUAUAUAUUGGGAUUACGCCAUGACCAUCCGUCUGGAAGAGAUUGUGUACCUGCACUGCCAUCAGCAGGUGGACAGUGGUGGCACAGUGGUCCUGGUGAGUCAAGAUGGAAUCCAGAGGCCCCCGCUCCGUUUCCCGAAGGGAGGACAUCUCCUGGCGUUCCUGAGCUGCCUGGAGAACGGGCUCUUACCUCGGGGGCAGCUUGAUCCUCCGCUGUGGUCACAGAGAGGCAAGGGAAAAGUCUUCCCGAAACUCCGGAAGAGGAGUCCUCCCGGCUCCGCGGAAUCCAACUCCGACAAGGAGGAGGAAGAGGCAACGGAUUACGUCUUCAGGAUAAUCUUCCCGGGAAGCAACUCGGAGUUUGUUACCCAGGAGCUGAUGGACGCCCAGGGGGGUGGGAUUCCCCUCAUGUGGCAAUCUAGCAGCUCCAAGUCCUCCUGUUCCUCGUGCUCGCAGGGCGGGGCGGCUGACGGAGGCCAUUCUGAUGGCUGCAAUCAUGAGAGGGCACCUCUGAAGAUGCUUUGUGACAACAUGAAGUACCAGAUUCUGUCCAGGGCUUUCUAUGGAUGGCUGGCCUACUGCAGACACCUAUCCACUGUCAGGACUCACCUGUCUGCCCUCGUCAACCACACCAUCAUCAGCCCGGCUGCCCCGUCCAACGCUGACUGUGGGCUGACCAGGGAGAUCUGGCAAACAUUCCUACAGGACAAAACUAGCUAUGAGGAGCAGGAGUUGCUGCGGCUGAUUUACUACGGGGGAAUCCAGAACGAGAUCCGCAAGGAAGUCUGGCCAUUCCUGCUGGGACACUAUCAGUUUGGAAUGACGUUGGUGGAGAGGCAAGAGCUGGACGAGCAGACACGGAGCAGCUAUGAGCAGACCAUAGGCGAGUGGAUGGCUUGCGAGGCCAUUGUCCGCCAGAGGGAGAAAGAGACUCAUGCAGCUGCUUUGGCCAAAUGCUCCUCGGGGGUCAGUUUGGACUCUCAGAUGCAGCGAAUGAUGCACAGAGACUCGUCAGUCAGCAAUGAGUCUUCCCAAAGCUGCAGUUCGGACAGACAGAACCACGUGAGAUUACAGAGCGAUUCCAGCUCCAGCACACAGGUCUUUGAGUCCGUGGAGGAGCCCGACGGGGAGAUGAUGGAGAAGGAAAUGAGGCCUGACGAUGAGAAGCAGCCCUCCAUCAUUCCCAACGGUGCGGUUCCCAAUGGCAGUAGUUCCCCUGACUCCGGACAUCCAUCUUCUCGGAAUUUCUCGGUCACCUCCGGCUACUCGGAGCACAGCUUCAGCACGGAGGACAUGGUACACUGCAGCCAUCACAGCGUGGCCCUGAAACAGGGGAGUGGGGCAAACAAAACAGACCAACGUUCAGAGAGAGGUCCUACUGUGGGCAAGGGGUUAGAGCAAGCAUCUCUAGCUGGGGAAAGAUUAGGAGAUGGACCUCCUGUUGGAGAAAGAGUAGGAGAUGGACCUCCAGUUGGGGAAAGAGUAGGAGAUGGACCUCCAGUUGGGGAAAGAGUAGGAGAUGGACUUCCUGUUGGGGAAAGAGUAAGAGAUGGACCUCCUGUUGGGGAAAGAGUAGGAGAUGGACUUCCUGUUGGGGAAAGAGUAAGAGAUGGACCUCCUGUUGGGGAAAGAGUAGGAGAUGGACCUCCUGUUGGGGAAAGAGUAGGAGAUGGACCUCCUGUUGGGGAAAGAGUAGGAGAUGGACUC